AUGUGUGUAACAGCUUGCGUCAUGCUGAAGCCAAGACUUGAACCACGGAAGUCGGGCCCCUUGAUAGACUAUGCUUCGUUCAAAGAUUUUCCAUUUAUCUUUGCAACCUUGGCAUUUUUUUUCGGAUAUAUGGGAAUGUAUAUUCCAAUUUACUAUAUUCAGAACUAUGCUCUCAAGAUUAACGUUGAUCAAAACCUGGCCAUGUAUUUCGUUACCAUUUUGAACGCCGGAUCAACUUUAGGAAGAAUUCUUCCCAGUUACGUUGCUGAUAAAGUUGGGCCACUUAAUGCACUUUUCCCUUGUAUGGUUAUAGCAACCCUACUUAUAUAUUGCUGGAUCGCAAUAAAAAACCGUUCAGGGCUCAUUGCAUUUGCAGUCCUAGAUGGAUUCUUCACUGGAACUUUUGUAUCAUUACCACCGGCAUGUAUAUCGUACCUCACGCCCGAUAUGAGUUUAAUUGGUACCAGAAUCGGCAUGUCUUUUUUUGUUGCUGCCUUUGGUGCAUUAGCUGGUGCUCCUGUUGCAGGAGCUCUUUUGACUCGAGACCACGGGAAUUAUCUAUAUGCACAGCUUUUCUCCGGUACCUGCAUGGCUCUGUGCAGCUCAUGCGUGUUAGCGUCCAUUUUGGCUAACAGGAUUCGGCCGCCGGCUAGGCCAGUCUCUCCCCAAGACACUGAAGCUGAUCCGAAACUUAAUGAAAUUGGUAAUGAAGAGGAGAAUGAUUAUUUCAAUAAAGUCAGCGCUUCAGAAAUACCUGUUGCUGAUGGUCAAAAGUCAGAGUAA
Molecule: messenger RNA, 783 nt
Organism: Sugiyamaella lignohabitans
Lineage: Eukaryota; Fungi; Ascomycota; Dipodascomycetes; Dipodascales; Trichomonascaceae
Gene: MCH5
Product: Mch5p
Exons: 1
Coding region: 1-783 (260 amino acids)
Biological process (GO): transmembrane transport
Cellular component (GO): fungal-type vacuole membrane
Molecular function (GO): transmembrane transporter activity
Source: RefSeq, a predicted model, not a curated record